AUGAUUCAACCGUAUCAUCCUUUUGAAGUAGACAGCUUAGUUUUAAAACUCUCUGGAGACAUUGUGAUCGAGUUCAAGGAAGCCUACACAAAAGGCCUUCAGAAAUGCAUAGUCGACUAUGUAAGACAGAUAGAAGAAGAAAAAUUCGAUGUGCAAUUUGAAUGCAACCUGAUAAGUAGGGGAAAGUACCGUUCUUCAGGGAGUCUCUUCACAUUCCCUAUUAAUGGAGAAGGGCAGUCCACAAUCAAAACUAGAAGUUUGAAGAUACGCUGCGUUUUACACUUGUCAUCUGUGACAAAAGCAGACGGUAAAAAUUACGUGCAAAUUAAAAACAUAAAAACGACACAUACUUUUGGAGGUCGCGUUUUUUACAACAUGACAAACCUUAUCAAAGGAAACCCUGAAAUGAGUAGAACAGUUCUGGAUUUCAUGAAUCAGAAUUGGCAAAUAGUAGCAGAAGAGUUUGGAAGCCCAAUAAUCGAAUAUUGUAUCAAUUCUAUAAUGGAUAACCUAACAAAGUUAUUCAAUGCGGUUCCACUAUGUAACCUUCUUGUUACGUGAGCCUUAAUAUAGUAUUA
Vanessa atalanta (red admiral) is the source of this 578-nucleotide messenger RNA. Its product is annotated as circadian clock-controlled protein daywake-like. The transcript has 5 exons. The coding region runs from base 1 to 561 and encodes 186 amino acids. Lineage: Eukaryota; Metazoa; Arthropoda; Insecta; Lepidoptera; Nymphalidae. The record is from RefSeq and is a predicted model, not a curated record.